Zasmidium cellare ATCC 36951 is the source of this 975-nucleotide messenger RNA. RefSeq lists its product as uncharacterized. Gene Ontology annotation, molecular function: cysteine-type endopeptidase activity. Bases 1 to 975 code for a protein of 324 amino acids. Gene Ontology annotation, biological process: proteolysis. The record is from RefSeq and is a predicted model, not a curated record. The transcript has a single exon. NCBI's taxonomy places the organism in Eukaryota, Fungi, Ascomycota, Dothideomycetes, Mycosphaerellales, Mycosphaerellaceae.
AUGGCAUACCACGCGCAAGGUCCUCGCAAGAAGUCACUUCUCAUUGGCAUCAACUACGUCGGAAGCCAGCACCGGCUCCAAGGCUGUCACCAGGAUGUUGAAAACAUGCGAGAAUUCCUCACUGCCAUGGGCUACGCUUCCGACCGACGAUCUCAAGUCGUACUGCGAGACGACCAGUAUACUGAUCCUCGUGGUCCCUUCUGGCCGAACGGCCACAAUAUGAUGGCCGCCAUGCAAUGGCUGAUCUCGGAACCCGGGACGAUGAACUUCCUCCACUACAGCGGCCAUGGCGGACAAGUGCCAGAUAACAGCGGCAAUCGGGUAUCCGGUUUCGACGACACUAUUGUACCCUACGACUUCGAGCGAAAUGGUCAGAUUCCCAGUGGCGUCUUACAUCGAGCCCUCGUGACAUCUCUGCCACCCAACAGCAGUCUGGUCAUCCUCUUCGACUGCUGCCAUAGCGGAUCCGCUGUCGAACUGCCCUACAUCUUCCGAGCUGAUGAGAACGGAAACGUGUCCAUGAUUGACAACGUCCAAGCUGGGAUGCGAUUGUUUGGAGCUGCAAGCCACUUGAUUCAAGGAGGCUUCACCAUGGACAAGGUCGGCGAAGCAAGACAGCUUUUCGCCGGCGCGCAGUCUUUCUUCAAAAGCAUGACCCACGAAGCGCCAGAAGUAGAUCAAUACGGCCUGGGAGAGCAAGACUUUGCAAACGACUACCGUAGCGAAGGGUCAAAGAAUGUCUGGAUGUACUCAGGCUGUCGAGACGAUCAAACCUCCGCCGACGCCUCCAUUGCUGGCUCACACGUCGGCGCCAUGAGCUGGGCUUUCCUCGAAUGCAUGCGAACGUACGGACCUCGACAGAGCUGGAUCCAAGUCCUCCAAAACACCCGCCAGAUCCUACGGGGACGAUAUCAACAGAUUCCACAAUUGAGCGUCGGCUACGAACAGGAUCUCAACUAUCAGAUGCGAGUGUAA